Messenger RNA from Peromyscus leucopus (white-footed mouse), 1885 nucleotides. Its product is annotated as insulin-like growth factor 2 mRNA-binding protein 2. The record is from RefSeq and is a predicted model, not a curated record. Gene Ontology annotation, biological process: regulation of gene expression; nervous system development. NCBI's taxonomy places the organism in Eukaryota, Metazoa, Chordata, Mammalia, Rodentia, Cricetidae. Gene Ontology annotation, molecular function: mRNA 3'-UTR binding. Gene Ontology annotation, cellular component: cytoplasm; cytosol; nucleus.
GAGCCGCGGGCUCUCGGGAAGACGCGGAUGAUGAACAAGCUGUACAUCGGGAACCUGAGCCCCGCCGUCACCGCCGACGACUUCCGGCAGCUCUUCGGGGACAGGAAGCUGCCCCUGGCGGGACAGGUCCUGCUCAAGUCCGGCUACGCCUUCGUGGACUACCCCGACCAGAACUGGGCCAUCUGCGCCAUCGAGACCCUCUCGGGUAAAGUGGAAUUGCAUGGGGAAAUCAUGGAAGUUGAUUACUCAGUCUCUAAAAAGCUAAGGAGCAGAAAAAUCCAGAUUCGAAACAUCCCGCCUCACCUGCAGUGGGAGGUAUUGGAUGGACUGUUGGCUGAGUGUGGGACAGUGGAGAAUGUGGAACAAGUCAAUACAGAUACUGAAACUGCUGCUGUCAACGUCACCUAUGCAACCAGAGAGGAAGCAAAGAUAGCCAUUGAGAAGCUAAGUGGGCAUCAGUUUGAGAACUACUCCUUCAAGAUUUCCUACAUCCCCGUUGAAGAGGUGAGCUCUCCUUCACCCCCUCAGCGAGUCCAGCGUUGGGACCACUCUUCCCGGGAACAAGGCCACAGCCCCGGGAGCUCUUCUCAGGCCAGACAGAUUGUUCCCCUGCGGAUCCUGGUCCCCACCCAGUUUGUUGGUGCCAUCAUCGGAAAGGAGGGCUUGACCAUAAAGAACAUCACUAAACAGACCCAGUCCCGGGUAGACAUCCACAGAAAGGAGAACUCUGGGGCUGCAGAGAAGCCUGUCACCAUCCAUGCCACCCCAGAAGGGACAUCUUCAGCGUGCCGCAUGAUUCUUGAAAUUAUGCAGAAAGAGGCUGAUGAGACCAAACUAGCUGAGGAGGUGCCUCUGAAAAUCUUGGCCCACAAUGGCUUGGUUGGAAGACUGAUUGGCAAAGAAGGCAGAAAUUUGAAGAAAAUUGAACAUGACACAGGGACCAAGAUCACCAUCUCAUCCUUGCAGGAUUUGAGCAUCUAUAACCCUGAGAGAACCAUCACAGUGAAGGGCGCCAUUGAUGCAUGCGCCAAUGCUGAGAUAGAGAUCAUGAAGAAGCUGCAAGAGGCCUUCAAAAACGAUAUGCUGGCUGUUAAUCAACAAGCCAAUCUAAUCCCAGGGUUGAACCUCAGUGCACUUGGCAUCUUUUCAACAGGACUGUCCGUGCUUCCUCCACCAGCAGGGCCCCGUGGGGUCCCACUCAGUGCCCCCUACCAUCCCUUCGCUACCCACUCCGGAUACAUCUCCAGUCUGUACCCUCAUCACCAUUUUGGCCCAUUCCUGCAUCAUCACUCCUACCCAGAGCAGGAGACUGUGAAUCUCUUCAUUCCAACCCAGGCUGUGGGUGCUAUCAUCGGGAAAAAGGGGGUGCACAUCAAACAGCUGGCUCCAUUUGCUGGUGCCUCUAUCAAGAUAGCUCCGGCAGAAGGUCCAGAUGUCAGUGAAAGGAUGGUCAUCAUCACCGGGCCACCUGAAGCCCAGUUCAAGGCUCAGGGACGGAUCUUUGGGAAGCUGAAGGAAGAAAACUUCUUUAACCCCAAAGAAGAGGUGAAGCUGGAAGCCCACAUCCGUGUCCCGUCCACAGCCGGCCGUGUGAUCGGCAAAAGGGGGAAAACCGUAAACGAGCUCCAGAACUUGACAAGCGCAGAAGUUAUCGUGCCUCGUGACCAAACCCCAGAUGAAAAAGAAGUGAUCGUCAGGAUUAUCGGACACUUUUUCGCCAGCCAGACUGCGCAACGCAAGAUCAGGGAAAUUGUACAGCAGGUGAAGCAGCAGGAGCAGAAAUACCCUCAGGGAGUCGCCUCACAGCGCAGCAAGUGAGGCCCCCACAGGCGCCAGCAAACAAGAGAUGAAUGUAACCCUCCCAACCCCCGAGAGAGACGAGACC